Molecule: messenger RNA, 557 nt
Organism: Ziziphus jujuba (common jujube)
Lineage: Eukaryota; Viridiplantae; Streptophyta; Magnoliopsida; Rosales; Rhamnaceae
Product: two-component response regulator 24
Exons: 2
Coding region: 177-557 (126 amino acids)
Biological process (GO): phosphorelay signal transduction system
Source: RefSeq, a predicted model, not a curated record
CUUCCUGUUUAUAAUAGGUAAUGUAAAUUUUCGUUACUUCUUUAUAUAUUUAUAUAUAAAUCAAGAUUUACUUCCGCAUUUAACAAUUUGAGAAAUUGCACUUUGUACAGAAAAAAAAAAAAAAAUCAACAAAGGGAAAAGCUGCUUGGAAAGGAUGUUAUGUUAGAAGGGCAGAGAUGAGUGAUGAGAGAAAAAUUUCUGUGCUGGUUGUGGAUGAUGACCCUGUAAUUCAAAAAAUCCACAAAAUGAUGUUAAAAAAAUGCAAGAUAUUUGAAACCCAAGUUGCUGAAAACGGGAAGCAAGCUAUUGAUCUUCAUCGUUGUGGGGCUAUUUUCGAUCUCAUUCUUAUGGACAUGGAAAUGCCUAUCAUGAAUGGUAUUCAGGCAACAAAGGAACUACGAGCAAUGGGUGUUGAUAGUAUGAUUGUGGGAGUGACUUCUCGUGGAUCAGACUCUGAAAAACAAGCCUUCAUUGGAGCAGGUCUCAAUGACUGCUUUGCCAAGCCUCUAACCAUUCAAAUCAUUUCCUCUUUCCUUCAUCUCAUCAAAAGAAGCUAA